Zea mays is the source of this 4030-nucleotide messenger RNA. RefSeq names its product probable LRR receptor-like serine/threonine-protein kinase At1g53440. Bases 751 to 3651 code for a protein of 966 amino acids. Gene Ontology annotation, molecular function: protein kinase activity; protein binding; ATP binding. Gene Ontology annotation, biological process: protein phosphorylation. The record is from RefSeq and is a predicted model, not a curated record. Lineage: Eukaryota; Viridiplantae; Streptophyta; Magnoliopsida; Poales; Poaceae. The transcript is spliced from 23 exons.
GACGAAGAACUCAACUUCUUUACACUUGGACCUGCGCCACCAAAUGAUUUCGGUAACGAAAAAAUUAGACUGUUUAGUGAUUAGACUAGUUGCUAAAACUGUCGUCGUUAUUAGGGUUUACUAGUGCAAGACAGCAGCAGCCUUAAUUCACUGUAAAGUGUGAACUCGUAAUGUCCAAGCUCAUCCAUUUUCAUCAAGGUUAGGCCAGUUCCCCACUUACCGAGCGAGCCAAACAAACCCUAUCACAUUCGAGGCUCUGACGUUUGACUACGGUGUUCGCCUUUAAGAUCCCAACUUGCGGGCCGUGGGACUGGACAUGCCAAAGCAGCAAAGCUGUUGGCAGUUGGCUGGCCACCUUCUCUGUCUGGUCCAACCGGUGGGGGCCUGCCAAGUGUUUGACGAAAUGUCUGAGUCAAAUGCCAGCUGCUUAUUGUGUUGGACUCGGCAAAGCAUUAUGCUCAGAGUGAUGACCAUGGGCGCCUGCCUUGGGUUGGCCAUGGCAACGGUUUUUGCAAUGCUUCUACAGUCUGCUGCCCAGAAAUGUUGGACUGAUGGCUACUGACUUCAUUUGGUUGCAUGAGAAUUGAGAUUCAGUUGAAGCACUCAAAGGUAUAGCCUGCAAGCUUAACAAAGCAGAUUGGGAUUUUAGUGUGGAUCCAUGCAGCGGAUUAGGAAAUUGGGUCAAUGUCACUGGUUUGCUUAGCAGUAAUGUGACAUGUGAUUGUUCAUUCAACAACCACACCGAGUGCCAUGUUAUCAGCUUGGAGCUUAUGCGGCAGAACCUUAGUGGAGUUCUACCAGAUGAAGUUGUCAAUCUUACUUAUCUGCAAAAUCUUUUGCAUUUCUUGCAGUGACUUGUCACGCAACUCCAUCCAAGGACCAAUUCCAGCAUCAUGGGCUGACCUACCUGUUUUUAAUCUGUACGCCUUGCACUGCUCCCAUAGUUUUGUCAAAAGUAUGCUUUAUUCAGCAUUCUUGUGUGACUACAGGUCUCUCCAGGGAAAUCGUAUAUUUGGAACCCUGCCGAAGGAGCUUGGACGCAUGCCCAAGUUGAAAUCUAUACAGCUAGAAGGCAAUCAGCUUGCAGGUUCUAUUCCACCAGAGCUGGGUAACAUCAUCAGUCUGCAGAGAUUUUUCAUUUCUGCGAAUAACAUCACAGGAGAGUUGCCCUCAACCUUUUCUAGGCUGACAAACAUGACAGAUUUUCGUGUUGAUGGAAACAGUAUCUCAGGGAAAAUACCUAGUUUCAUAAAGAACUGGCAGAGCGUCAACAGAAUCGAUAUGCAGGGUACCUUGAUGAGUGGGCCUAUUCCUCCAGAAAUUUCCUUGUUGAAGAACUUGACAGAACUGAGGGUGACUGAUUUGAGUGGACCAAGAAUGAAAUUUCCUCCCUUACAAAAUGCACUACACCUUACGGAAGUGGUCUUAAGAAAUUGCUCCAUAUAUGGUGAAAUUCCUUCUUACCUUGGUCAAAUGCAGUACCUGAAAGUAUUGGAUUUAAGCUUCAACAAGUUGACUGAUAAAGUUCCAGAAAAUUUUGGAGCAAUGAUAGCACUACAAUAUUUGUACCUGACUGACAAUAUGCUGACUGGAGAUUUGCCUGCUUGGAUGUUGAAAAACAAGGCGAGCAAUAAAGUAAACAUGGAUAUAUCGUAUAAUGACUUCACGGGCAACCCUCCAUCUGAAUGUCAGCAAGCAAACGUAAAUAUGGUGUCAAGCUUUUCAUCUUCAAAUAACAAUUCAUUGCAACCAUGUUUAAGAAAGAAUCUUCCUUGCACAACCAGACCACGCCAUUCCUCCUUAUUCAUAAACUGUGGCGGAAAGAGUGUUGUGGUCGAUGGGAAUACUUAUGAGGAUGACUCGUCUCAAAUAGGAACAUCAAUGUAUUCUGUAUCUGAUGAUAAGAAAUGGGCAUAUAGUAGCACUGGUGAUUUUGUUGGCAAUGAGAAUGCUGACUACAUUGCUAGAAACACAUCAAAGCUAAAUCUGGCUUACCCAGAGCUUUACACUGAAGCUCGCCUCUCACCUCUGUCACUGAAAUACUAUGGCCUUUGCAUGGAGAAUGGUGAAUAUACGGUAAAACUUCACUUUGCAGAAAUUGUGUUCACAGAAGAUCGUACUUAUUCCAGCAAUGGCAAACGUGUUUUCGAUGUCUUCAUCCAGGGGGUCAAAGUUUUGGAGGAUUUUGACAUCAAAGAUGAGUCUGGCGGUGUCCAUCGUGCGACCAUAAAAUUUUUUGCAACCAACAUUAGCGAAAAUACACUAGAAAUCCACUUCUACUGGGGAGGCAAAGGCACCACAGCGAUACCUUACCGUGGCGUGUAUGGUCCACUGAUCUCAGCCAUAUCAGUGACAAAGAUGGGCAGGAACCACCAUGGACUCUCUACUGGAGUGGCGGUUGCCAUAGUAAUAGUUGCGACAUGCUUGGCUGUUAUAGUUCUAAUAUCUUUAUAUUUCAAAGUCUUCCGAAAGAAGAAUAUAAAAGGAAAUGGUAGACAGUUCUUUUACCAAGGAAGGAAAACUGCUACUUCAGAGCUUCAAACACGGGCACAGUAUUUCUUUAGUUUGAAAGAGAUCGAAUCUGCAACAAAACAUUUUGAUCCUGCAAAUAAAAUAGGUGAGGGUGGCUUUGGACCUGUUUACAAGGGCACACUAGCAAAUGGUACUAUAGUUGCAGUUAAAAAGCUAUCUUCAAAGUCGAGCCAAGGAAAUCGCGAGUUUUUAAAUGAGAUAGGAAUAAUAUCUGCUCUAAGGCAUCCGAAUCUUGUGAGGCUAUUUGGUUGCUGUAUUGAUGGGGAUCAGCUUCUUCUUAUAUAUGAAUUCUUGGAAAAUAAUAGUCUUGGCCGUGCGCUUUUUGGCCGCACAGAACAUCAGUUAAAAUUGGAUUGGCCAACAAGGUACAAUAUCUGCCUUGGAACUGCAAAAGGCCUGGUCUAUCUGCAUGAAGAGUCUGCACUAAAAAUCGUCCACAGAGAUAUUAAGCCAUCAAAUAUUCUUCUUGAUGGAAAGAUGCGACCUAAAAUAUCAGAUUUUGGCUUGGCUAAACUGAAUGAUGACUGUGGACGUGUGAGCACUCGGAUCGCUGGAACUGUUGGUUAUAUGGCCCCUGAAUAUGCCACAAGAGGUUGCUUAACACGUAAAGCGGACAUCUAUAGUUAUGGAGUGGUGGCUCUUGAGGUUGUUAGUGGAAUGAGCAAUACGAAUAGCAUGUCAAAUGAAGAAUAUCUGCAUCUUCUUGAUUGGGCUGAAAGAUUGAAGCAGCAAGGGAAGCUGCUGGAAAUGGUGGACCGGCGUCUCGGUUCUGACUACUCCCAAGAACAGGCACUGAGGCUGCUGGAUGUAGCUCUCCUCUGUACAAGCAUACAACCAACCCAGCGGCCAAGAAUGUCUUCAGUGGUGAAGAUGCUUUGUGGUGAGAUCCCCGUCGAGAUUGUACCUGCUGACGAUGAUCUAAGUGAAGAUCUACGACUCAACAUCGCUCAAUCCCGGCAAUCAAUAGAUAACAGCCAAACAAAUUGGUCCCAGUACUCAGUAAAUAACAGCCAAACAAAUUGGUCUGAAACGCUUUCAAGCGAUCGUUCGGUCUUGCCCCACAGCAGCAAGGACAGUGGCUACCUCCCAUCUUCGAGCUCCCUUUCUGUCAAGCUGUGAACUUCAGCAUCGAGAAUAGCUAGCCAGGUGUCGGCUUUUUUUUGGGGCCCGUUGCUGCAGUUGUACAUAGGCAAAUGUUGGGUUUCAUGCUUGCAAUGCAAGUAUUUGAUGUCUCAUCUCGAUUGUCAAGUGUCAUUCAAGAAUAUCGUCCACGACACAUGGCAAUUGAUCACAGUACUGUCUCAACGUCAGCCAUAUUUCGGCUAGCUCCUUAGUUUGUUGCUUUGGAUGUAGAAAGUUAUAAUGACUUAUAAUUUGGAACAGAUGGAGAUGUAGUAUAUCAUUAGGACAGUGCACUUGAGAAAUGUAGGCCAGAAAUAUUGUUUCAUAUAUGCAGAUCUUGGAGACAGUGCAAUACUUUAUUUCGGUCUUCUUUCUA